Messenger RNA from Penicillium pulvis, 1830 nucleotides. RefSeq lists its product as uncharacterized. Bases 1 to 1830 code for a protein of 609 amino acids. The record is from RefSeq and is a predicted model, not a curated record. The transcript has a single exon. NCBI's taxonomy places the organism in Eukaryota, Fungi, Ascomycota, Eurotiomycetes, Eurotiales, Aspergillaceae. Gene Ontology annotation, molecular function: catalytic activity. Gene Ontology annotation, biological process: nucleoside metabolic process.
AUGGAGCGUCUAUCCUUAAAUUUGACACACCAAAACUAUGAUGUCGCGAUUCUAUGCGCGCUCCGUACGGAACUUCUCGCCGUAAGAACGUUAUUUGAGGAAGAACAUCAUCAGUUGAAAACGGUUCAACAAGACACAAAUCACUAUUCAUUAGGCCGUAUGGGAGAGCACUAUGUGGUUGCAACUUGUCUUCCAUCUGGGGAAUACGGUACAAAUGCUGCUAGUGCAGUAAUGGUAAACAUGCAGCGAAGCUUCCCACAGGUGGAAUGUAUUUUGCUGGUGGGCAUUGGUGGAGGUGUGCCUUCAUCCGAAAAUGAUAUCCGCCUUGGUGAUGUCGUUGUCAGUCAUCCGAACGGGUCACAUCCCGCCGUUAAGCAGUACGAUAUGGGGAAAAUUCUCGAAAAUGGCAUGUUUCAAAGUACAGGUAUACUACAGCAGCCACCUCGGUUACUUAUGACUGCAAUCAGCAGCUUGAUUUCCAACCCUAAUUCGGAAGCCAACUCACUGCAACAAUACUUGAAGAUUACUGAAAAAAAGAGACCUGAGUUUCGAUUUCCAGGUCAAGACAAGGACAUUUUGUUCGCCCCAGACUCUCCACAUACGACGAUUGGUGACAACUGCCAUUGCUGCGAGGGCCAGAUUACCAAUCGAAUUGAGCGAUCUUCAGAUCAGCCCCAUAUAUUCUUUGGCCCCAUUGGCUCCGGAAACCAGGUCAUGAGAAGUGCAAAGCAAAGAGAUAUUCUAGGGGAAAAUUACGGAAUGCUUUGUUUCGAAAUGGAAGCGGCUGGUGUGAUGAACUUGGCUCCAUGCUUAGUUAUACGAGGGAUUUGCGACUAUGCCGACUCUCAUAAGAAUAAAGCCUGGCAACAAUAUGCUGCCGCGACAGCGGCCGCGUAUGCAAGGCUAUUUCUCUCGGUUAUGAGAAGCCACAUUGACACCAAUAAAGACCAGAACAUUUCAUGCACGCCAAUGACGAGUGCUCCGAGGGAUAGAGCUCCAGUAUCUGCCACACGCAACCUGGAGACUCUGGAAGCCAUCCCUUAUUCAACGGAGUCGCUGAAUUUUGCCAAUAGUGAACCUGUUAGGGAUGAAUCCAAUAAAGCUGUAUUCGAGCAGCCUGCUUUCCUUCGCACCCUGCAACCUGCCCAGGAUCCGGAACAGGUUCUUCAAAAGGUUCUCUCAUUUACAAAACGAGAUCCAUCAUGGAAUCCGUGGCCCAACGAUAGAGGCUCAGAUCGAUUAUUUCAGAGCCUAAGUCGUUGGCUUAUAGAUCCAAGCUAUCCAAUGUUAACAAUCCGAGGAACAUACGCUCGCUCAUCUUUUGAACUACCUGCACCUGAUAAUUUUGCCUGCCAUGCAAUUCAUUUCCUGAGAAAGACGACCUUAUUUCCCAUCAUUUGGAUCUUCUCCACCUCAAGAGAAAGGCAUAGUGCAAGAGAUGGACUGAAGGCCUUCAUUUCCCAGGCCCUAGACAUACUUGACGACAUCCCGUCCCCGGGAAAAUUUGGAUUAACACAACCGAUGGACGAAGAGCCAGAUGAAGAGCAGCUAUUUGAAAUUUUAGCUCAUAUACUAUGCGUCCUCCCUGAAUGCUUUAUCAUGAUUGAGAUCAAGCAUGCACCGUUAGCAGAGAGGUUUCGAGAUAGCCUCCAACGCGUCAUUGAUGAACCAGGCGCAAACUUCAAGGCCAUUAUCAUCUGUUAUGAUGCAUUUUGGAAGGAUUCCCAUGGAAGAACAACACCGAGCGCCAUCAUGCCAUCUAUUAAAUUGCGAGGAUCUCAACCGGGGUGGGAUUCCUGCUGGGAUCGGUUAAAACCCCGAUUUAAAUAG